Molecule: messenger RNA, 939 nt
Organism: Pyricularia oryzae 70-15
Lineage: Eukaryota; Fungi; Ascomycota; Sordariomycetes; Magnaporthales; Pyriculariaceae
Exons: 8
Coding region: 1-939 (312 amino acids)
Source: RefSeq, a predicted model, not a curated record
AUGGCUCAUCUCGCGUUUCUCGCUGUAGAAAGCCAGCCGGAGUUACGGAGGAAGUUUUUUAAAACCAGCGACCCCAAUGAUAUUAAAAACCUUCAACUCAUCUACGCAAAUAUUGAAAGGGAAUGCAAGAAAAACAGUCACGAAAUUGAAUUUUUCUGUCAGCACGAUAAGAGUUUCUUUAUACUCGGGCUUUCGUUUAUCGACUCAAUCGGGGGAACAGACAAUUAUGGUGCUACUUCUGAGGCCGAAUGUUUAGAGCUAGAUCGGGAGAAGAGCCUUGAUAACGGCAAGAAUAUCGAGUGGUUUGCUUGGCGUGCGGCGGGAAACACAGGCGACGAGGACGACGACGACGACGACAACGAAAACAAAAGUCAUGCCCCUGGCUGGUACUAUAAUACAGCCAUUAUUAUCCGCAACAUCGCCAUUAGGAGGCCACUAUCGUGGAUCAGCUGCUGCGAGCUGGCAAAGACCCAGGCCACGAUGGCCGAAUAUAAAGCCCACGGCCAGUGCGAACUGGGAAGUAUUAAGGGGCUGAAAAACACGAAAAAGGAAGCGCAGUGUAGGAUCCAGUCGGGUCACCAAAAUGGGCAAAUUGAUCACAUGGAAAUUCUCAGCGAAGGAGCCGCCGAAGAUUGGUCCGAGCACCAACCCCAUCGUGAACCCAGUCCCAACGAUGCCUCAAGUAGAAUCAUCGCCGAUAGGUGCCAACAAACUAGCUUCUGUGCUAUGCAGCAUGCUUACCCUGGCCGUGACACCAGGAAUUUAUUGGAGAACCUCAGUGCAUCAGGCACUAUUAACGAAGAUUUCCAACUGAAGACCAAAGAGAGAUUACAAUUGACGGCGCGCGGAGAGACGAGUUUAAAUCCGGAUCAGUGGACCCCAAUGUCCGAGCUCUGGCUCGGCGAGGCUGAUGGAGCCGAGGCGUGCUUCGGAGGGUAG